Messenger RNA from Chara braunii, 2507 nucleotides. The record is from the annotation of a GenBank genome assembly. Lineage: Eukaryota; Viridiplantae; Streptophyta; Charophyceae; Charales; Characeae.
AUUCUAUCACACUAUGAGCAAGCACACAAGCAAAUCAGAAUCGCAGACAGGUAAAGUUAGUGCCUUCCUUAGAGGACCUCAAAUUUAGGCAGGUGAGAGUGAAAGGAUUCACGAAUCUCAAUGUUCCCGACCAUGUUUCUGAGUCCCAGUUUCCCAUUGUACCGUCGUCCCGUUCGAGGUGGGAAACGGAAAAGCUUUGCCGAUGAGGAUGCAAAUGCAAUUGCUACUGAAGCCGAGAAGAAGAACAAGGGGCUUCUUGAGGAGGUGGAAUCACUUCAAGCUGCAUUGCAGUCAAAGACGAAUGAUGUGAAGAGGGCUCUGCGUUUGGCGGAAGGAUUGCGAUCGGAGCUACAGAGGGUCACAGAAUUGAAACGUAUUGUGGAGGAAAAACUGAAGGCAGAGAUUGAGAGUCAGUCUUCACUUCACCAAGUCAUAAAUGCCAAGGACGAAGAGGUCAAUAAGGGAAGGGGAGGGAGGGAAGAGGUCUGGAAGGGGUGGUGCAGUGAGGAGGAGAGGAGGAAGGGGUGGCCUUCCCAAGCAGCGCCAGGCUGCACGACAGUAACGACGAAACAGCUCGGCGAGCGCAUCGACCAUGUCGUCAAUCUAAUCGGCGAACUAGGUGAUUUCACUAGUCCGGCGACGAUCAGCAGCACGGUGGCCGCCAUCAAGACGGACAUCACCAAACUGCAGACAAGACCGGACGCCGCUACAAAGACAUACAAGAUGCCGCACUUCAACAUCAGCAAGUUUGACGACUACAACAAGACGGACGCCUUGACAUGGUGGCAAAGUUUCCUCAUGGAAGCAUCCUGCCGCACUGUCCCGGUUGAUGACAUGAUGAAGGCGCUCUACCUCCAACUGAUUGGAGGAGCACAGGCAUGGAUGAACCAUCUUGCGGCCAAGAAGAAAUGCACCAUCGCCGAACUCCACAUGCACAUUCCGUGGAAGGAGUUCGAGCAACUGUGGUUCACUCGAUUCAUGGUCCGCAACGUUGUAAAGGCGGCCAUGAACGAGGUCUACACCAGCUCACAAGGAAGCAUGCCAACUCGACACUGGAUGAUCAAGUGGCAGAAGAUAGUGACCACGUCUGAGUUUUCCAAACCAGCGAUCCGAGUUCUUCUCGAGAUCGUGCGCCGGACUACGAACGACACUCGGCAACGAGUACGAUUAUGCCUCAUUCCAGGCUGUUCUGGAUCGUGCGAACCUGUUGCAAGAAUUCGCGACGCCAUAGCUCGGAAUGACGUCGAGGAGAUGGGCCUUGUAUUCUUGCAUGCUCUCCCCUCGCCGGACGGACCAGCCGCGUCACCGCCGGACCCACGCAUUACUCACCUCUUGGACGGGUAUGGAGACGUGUUCGAGGCUCCCACCGGAACGGUUCCGGAUCGGCCCAUACGUCACGGGAUCACUCUCGAGACUGGCGCCGUCCCUCCGCGUGGAUGCAUUUACCGCAUGAGCGAAGAGGAACUCGAGGUGCUUCGCGCACAACUCGACGACCUCCUUGACAAGUGCUGGAUUCGCCCUAGUUGUUCGCCUUACGGUGCCCCUAUUCUCUUCUUCCGGAAGAAGAACAAAGAUCUACGGUUACGCAUCGACUAUCGAAAACUUAACGCACAAACCGUAAAGAACGCCGGCCCUCUCCCUGGGAUCGAUGAUCUCCUUGAGCGGUUAGGCGUCGCGACGUACUUCUCGAAGUUGGACUUGAAGUCGGCUUACCACCAGAUUGAAAUCCAGCCUCAAGAUCGGUACAAAACCACGUUCAAGACGCGGUACAGGCACUUUGAGUGGGUUGUCAUGCCAUUUGGCCUCACCAAUGCCCCCGCGACUUUCCAAGCAGCUAUGACGACUGAGUUUCGCGACUUGCUCGAUCGCAGCGUCCUCAUCUCCCUCGAUGACAUCUUGGUUUAUAGUAGGACGUUGGACAAGCACAUCAUACACCUUCGCGCUGUUUUGGAUUGUUUGCGACUGGCCAAGUACAAAGCGAAUCGCAACAAGUGCGAGUUCGCCAAGCAGGAGCUUGAGUACUUGGGUCACUAUGUCACGCCGAAAGGCAUUCGUCUCUUGGCGGACAAGAUCCAAGCCAUCGUGGAUUGGCYAAAACCCCGUUGCACGACGGAUGUACGCUCUUUCAUGGGUUUGGCUGGAUAUUAUCAGCGAUUCGUCGAGUCAUACUCGAAAGUGGCCGCUCCCUUGUCGAGACUUCAGUCCCCGAAGGUCAUGGAUGAGCUGGUAACUCUGCGUCGAACGAGGAAUACAUUACUGGGUCGCGGGUUGAAGCGCGAUCGUCACACCCAGAUUCUGUAUAAGAGGGUUUCUGCACUCGAUGCGAGACUGAAGGCUGAGGAAAAGCUUCGGUUUCGGAGGACGUCCCUUGCUGGUAGGUCUUGGAACUGGCAUUUCUUUGUGAUCCACAAUGUCAUUGAUGUCGACUUCUCCAUCCAUGGUUGGGGGCAGCAUUGAGCGGCGAGUGAGAAACUGGUCAGUUUCUUUGAAUGGUGCAAGCUUAGAGG